Molecule: messenger RNA, 2639 nt
Organism: Cylicocyclus nassatus
Lineage: Eukaryota; Metazoa; Nematoda; Chromadorea; Rhabditida; Strongylidae
Source: the annotation of a GenBank genome assembly
AUUUUAUAACUGUGCCCUUCUUUUAUACUCGUGCGCUUCGAUAUAGAAUUUGCCGAUACUACUCUGUAUCGAAUAAUUAACUAAAAAUGGAUCUUCUCCGCUUGGUUCAUCACAGCAACUUGACUCAUAAAGAGAAGAAGACAAGUGCUUUGAAGCCUGAUAUCGAAUAUAUGAUGGGGUCGACUGAAGGUGGAGGUGGUGGCGUAGUGGCUGCCGCCGGUGGAGGCGGUGCCGGGUUGGCCAAUUCGAUGGUGAACAGCGCAUCCGGUGAAGCGCUACAUCAACAGUCGACUGUGAUGACUGCGGCCAGUCUAGCCGGUGCGGCAUCCGCACAGCAACAAGGCCAGACUGCAGUUUGGCCGAAUAAGAAAGAAAAUUAUGUGCUCGAAGAUGCCAUCGGAGUUGGAGCCACUGCUACUGUAUACAAGGCUAUAUGUGUUCCAAGAAAUGAGCGUUGUGCCAUCAAAUGUAUAAAUUUGGAGAAAUGCCAGACAUCGGUAGACGAACUUAGCCAUGAGAUUCAGGCGAUGUCUUUGUGUGCGCAUCCAAAUGUUGUCAGUUAUCACACGUCAUUUGUGGUAGGAGAAGAAUUAUGGGUGGUGAUGCGACUGUUGAACAGCGGAUCUAUGCUCGAUAUUUUGAAAAGAAAAAUAAAGGCGAUUGGUAAGGAACAAGCCAUGAAUGGUGUGUUGGAAGAGGCAACUAUUGCUACAGUACUGCGUGAAGUAUUAAAAGGUCUCGAUUAUUUUCAUUCUAGUGGACAAAUUCAUCGUGAUAUCAAAGCGGGUAAUAUUCUAAUUUCUGACGAUGGAACUGUUCAAAUAGCUGAUUUUGGUGUAUCUGGUUGGUUAGCUGCAUCCGGUGGUGAUCUUUCAAGACAGAAGGUUCGUCACACAUUCGUCGGCACACCUUGCUGGAUGGCACCUGAAGUAAUGGAGCAGGUGCAGGGAUACGAUUUUAAAGCUGAUAUAUGGAGUCUUGGAAUUCUUGCUAUUGAAUUGGCGACUGGUACAGCUCCUUACCAUAAGUUUCCACCUAUGAAGGUGUUGAUGUUGACCCUUCAAAAUGAUCCACCUACUUUGGAAACGAAUGCCGAAAGAAAAGAUCAAUACAAGAACUAUGGAAAAUCAUUCCGUACUUUGAUCAAAGACUGUCUUCAGAAAGAUCCGACAAAACGACCCACUGCAGCGGAACUUUUGAAAUACUCUUUUUUCAAGAAAGCCAAGGAUAAGAAGUAUCUUGUGCAUGCAUUGAUAGAAAAUCUUGCAGCAGUACCAGUAAUAAGUCAUCAUAGUACGAAAAAGGUGGCGUCUGGUAAACUUCGUAAAGACAAAGACGGCAACUGGGAAUUUGAAUAUGAUUCUCCACCCGGCAGCGAAUCUAGUGACGAGGAGGAACAAGCUAAACCUGCACCAGCUGCUAAUGCUGGAGCUGGUGUUGAACCAAGCGCUCCUGGCGAAACCCUAAAUCUUGUUUUACGUGUGAGGAAUCAACAGCGUGAGCUAAAUGACAUCAAAUUUGACUACACACGGACUGCAGACACAGUCGAAGGGAUUGCCCAUGAGUUGGUAACCGCAGAACUGAUUGACUGUCAUGAUCUAGUUAUCGUAGCCGCAAAUCUGCAGAAACUUAUCGACCUUGCCGAAAAGAAAAGCGAGAGACGAUCUGUUACGUUUGCACUCAAUUCCGGUGUUGCUCCUAAUGAGAUACCUGACGAGCGAACGUUAACGGGUUUUGCGCAGAUUUCAUUGAUUGACUGAACACUACACCAUGAUCUACACUUUGCCAUCACUUGACCUAAUGUUUUAGCUAUUUUUAUUAACCAUCUUAAUUCUCGUACACGUUUACCUAAUCUUUUCCGAAUGUUCGCUGACAAUUUUCUUUUCUCUUAAUUUCACUAAAAUAUACUGCUAAUUAUGUGUUGCAGUAGCUUUACGCUCCAUGCCUACGUUAUUCUUUCUAGUUUGUUCAUUCCUUUAGAAUGUUUAAUAUCGUCUGAAGUCCCCCAUUGCUGAAAGUGCUCUUUAUCAACCAAACAUGCGGUUUUAACAUGGCCGGUCAAUAGUUUCUUUUUUCUGUAUCAUUAGUCAAAUUGUUUUUUUACUUAUCCAACCUCUUUCAGCGAAAUUUAUUAUUAGGGCUUUUUAUGGGCGUAUGAGAUGUGGAUUGCUUUUCUGCACCAAGGAGAAAUAUGUAUCUGACGGGGUAACUGCGGGCGUUUUGCUGACAAAAGAAAUUAGCACGAAUCGUUCGUCAUACUCUAAUGUUAAGGCAACAAAUCGUUCGGUACCACGAUAGGGAUGCGCGCUUUUGAAUAUCGUUGUCGUUAUCGCCGACGAAUCUAGUACAAGUUUAAUUUAUAAAACUUGCUCAAAUCUCGCAGUCGAGCUAAUCGUAAGUUCUGAUUUAUGGAAAGUUCUGAGCCGAGGUUGAGCCACUUACCGAUCCCGAAAAUAUCAUGCCCUCCCGCCUGCUGAAUACUUUCGCUUGUCUCCGAUAUGUACGCUCAGCCUAUAAUGUGUUUGUAAGAAAUAUUUGCUCUUGAUAAGUCUGAUUUCGUAGGUUUGUGUUGCACGUUGGGUUUUUCAUCACAAGUUCUGUAAGUUAUGUGAUUUCAAUAAAAGAGUUUUAUGCUGCUU